Messenger RNA from Drosophila ananassae, 2356 nucleotides. It is a transcript of the gene Lsd-2, whose product is annotated as lipid storage droplets surface-binding protein 2. NCBI's taxonomy places the organism in Eukaryota, Metazoa, Arthropoda, Insecta, Diptera, Drosophilidae. Gene Ontology annotation, biological process: positive regulation of triglyceride storage; lipid storage. The record is from RefSeq and is a predicted model, not a curated record. Bases 277 to 1287 code for a protein of 336 amino acids. Gene Ontology annotation, cellular component: lipid droplet; cytosol. The transcript has 5 exons.
GGGGCAGCCCUGCCGACGAGCAUAUAUUGAGGAGGCCACUGCAGCUUUUACGAUUAAUUGCGAUUCAGACGUUCGAGACAUUAUUCGUAUUCCCAGAUACUCCGAGAUAUAACCUCCGCGAACCUCGCUGUUUUUUUAUUCGUGAAAGAAACAAGAAACAAGGAGAAAAGUGCCGUGCAAAGCGAAAGAGCGCUCAUAAGAAAAGUGAAAACGCAGAGGAGAUCAGACAGCAGAGAACUGCAAGAAAACAAAAGGAACAGAACUAAUUACAGAAGCAUGGCUAGUGCAGAGCAGAAACACGCCACCGGCAAUGGCACCACCGCCAACGGAAGUGCAUCAGUGGUGGAUGCUGAGCAGCCCAAGGAUGCGAAGGACCUGCUGCCGCACCUGGAGUCCCUGGAGAGGAUCAUCAAGCUGCCGGUUGUGAACGCCGCCUGGGACAAGUCGCAGGACGUCUAUGGCAAAGUAAAAGGCAAGAACCGCGUCUUCGAAUGGGCCCUGACCGCCGCCGAGGACUGCGUGACACGCGCCGUGACGACCGCCGCCCCCUUCGUCACCAAGCUGGACAAGCCGAUCGCCUACGUGGACCAGACCCUCGUCAAGGGCAUCGACAAGCUGGAGGUCAAGGCGCCGAUCAUCAAGGACACGCCCCAGGAGAUCUACAACCAGGCCAAGAGCAAGGUCAUCGACGUCGUCCAGCCCCAUCUGGAGCGCGUGGUCAAGUUCAAGGCCGCCGGCCAGCAGAAGGCGGCCUCCCUGAAGGACCUCGCCUGGCAGAAGGCCAACGAGGUGCUCGCCACCCAGUACGGCAGCCUGGCCGUGAACGGAGUCGACACCACCACUGCUCUGGCCGAGCGGCUCCUGGAGUACUACUUCCCCAAGUGCGAGUCCGAUGUGGAGGAGGAUAAUGAUGAUAAACAAAAUGCCGUCGUGCAGAAUGGCAAAAGUUCUGAAAAUGACAUUGUUGUUGUUGGGGAGAGCUACGACCAGGAUCUCGAUCAAGAGAUUGACGAUAGAUUCUUAGUGGCCGCCUCGACGGUAUUCCUUUCCAUGUCCCUGAAAAUCAUAACCGAAAUUGUUGAGUACGUUAGAAGAAAUCCAGAGAUAAUAGGCAUUAUCGAUAGGGAACUCAACAAGUUUAUGUGCCAGUUCCCGCCAGCGAGGACCCAGUCCUACACACAGUUCAGACAGUCGGACGGCUAUCCAACAAGAUCUCCCGUCGCGUCUAUCGAAAUGUCUCCCGGCAGAUCAAGCAGGUCCAGAAGGGCAACAUCAACGACUAUCUGAGCUCCCUGAUAGCCGCCCUCAAGCUCCACCAGUACAUCAACUUCAUCAACUCCUCGAUGGGCACCAACGUGGAGCAGUCGACGCUCCCCAGUGACAUUUGCUCGCCGUUCGGACCAGGUGGCACUACCAGCAGCAGCACCACCACCACCACCAACAGCAACAGCAACAGCAACCACGCCACCAGCAACAGCAACUCCAACUCGAACUCUUCGUCGGCGGUGGUCGUCCAGAAGGGUCCUCCCAAGGCGGCCAAGAGCAAACCGACGGCGGCUCAGUAGUGCGCCCCCCAGAAGAGCCCCAUAUUUCAUAUCUAAAGCUAGAUAUUAUCCACCCACAACACCCACACUAGAGCGCACACACCACCCCCCACGACGCCCAUUUUAAAAUUGUAUUUAGAGUUUUUUUUUCGUAAAUUGAGGAUCAGAGGAUCACCAGAAGGGCAGGAAGGAGAGGGUUCUUGAAGAGAUUCCCCUUCCUCCACCCCAAUGUUUGCUUUGUAAAUAUUUAUUUGAAGUAGCCCCCGACCCCGCCCCCUCCUCACACACACACACACCCCCCCAGAACACCACACACACCUGUAGCUCUAAGGAUCGCAUUAUGUUUAGUAAGGAUCGGGAGAAGUAGGAGAGCAUCAUUUAGCUGUGCUAAAUUCGAACGUCAGAGUGCCACGAAUGCAUUGAAUAAUCCGUACUAUAUACGCCUAUAUAUGCCUAAUAUAUACACUGAUAUAUAUACUAAAUAUACACACGCACACACUAGCAGUGUGGGUUAGCUGUACGUAUCCGUAACCUAAUACCUAAAGCUAUUUCUAUUUCUAUUUCUAUCUCUAUUUAAUUUCCACUGAGCGCUCCCUAGAAGCUGGAAGCCGAACCAGAAGAUUUCAAAUCGCUAAUCGCUUAAAAGCUAAAUGCUAAACGCUAAUGAACAUGAAUUAUGCCCCCAACACGCACCCCUAUGGUCUAAACUAUACUCUAUACUAAACUAAACUAAACUAAACUAGAAUGAUAAUGUUAACGAUUAAAAAUAAAAAAGGAAAAACCCAAACAGAAAUUGGAACGAUGAACAAGAA